ACAUCGUGAUAAAGACCGGAAACGACUAGCUUCUUUCACUCAUACUCGUACAUGUCAGAGCUGUAACAAGCUGAUUCAUGUCACUUUUAGGCUCAGUGGGAAAUCAUUUCAGGGUUAAUCAUGAAGAUAUUCGGGGUUAAGUUACGACAGACUCUUAUUAAUUAAAUGGGGAAAAGACGUGUGUUCGGUUAUAUUUAUUCAUUCUGAAGAGACUCCUCUGGUAACCCGCGUAGGAGGAACAGCCUACAGGUUCACAGACCUUCUGCUCUCACUAUCGGAAUUAAUUACGCCAUGAACUGCUUCACUGUUGCGGUCAUCGUUACAGCCUCCCCUUUGGUUCCUGUCUCGAACACGAGCGGACAGAAUUGAGCGGGUCUACCGCGCGCUCGCGCUCAUUAUUAAUCGCUUAACGGGACAAGAAGCAUCGAGAAGAAGAUAGAAGAUUGCUUAAAAAAAAAUCCCAUGGAAGGAUAUCUGUGAGAAUGAGUCUUACUGCCUGAAGCUGGACUCCUGGUUUGGGUGCAUGGUCCACUAGAAAGAGUCUGUCAUGCUGAACAUGUCAGAAGACCGGAUCAACUGUACCAUCGACCACAGAAUUCACCAGUACCUCUUUUCUGUCACCUACAUCCUGGUCUUACUGGUGGGAUUUCCUACCAAUGCCUAUGCGCUCUACCAUGCCUGGCUGCAGCUGAAGGCUCGCAAUGAACUGGGGGUUUACCUGCUUAACCUGACCAUGUCUGACCUUCUGUACCUGGCCUCUUUGCCUGUCUGGCUCCAGUACAUCUUUUACGGAGAUAACUGGGUAUACAGUGAGUGGACUUGCCAAUUGUGUGGCUUUCUCCUCUAUGACAACAUCUAUAUCAGCAUCGGUUUCCUGUGCUGUAUCUCAAUAGAUCGUUAUCUGGCUGUGGUCUACCCCCUCCGCUUCUCCUCACUCCGCACCAUGAAAGCAGCAGUACUGGUCAGUGCCAUAGUGUGGAUCAAAGAACUUGCUGUCGGCAUUGUCUUUUUCCAGCACAAGGAGCUAAGCGUAGAUAAGUCUAACCAGUUUGUGUGUUUCGAGCACUAUCCCAUGCAGAAAUGGGAGCAUCCUGUAAACUACUACCGUUUCUAUGUGGGCUUCCUGUUUCCAUUAGGGAUCCUUUCUGUCUCGUACUUUCGGGUCCUACGGGCUGUUGGCAAGAGUGCAGGGACGCAGACUGCCCAGAAAAAACGCAUCAAAAGCCUGGUCACCAUCACCAUCAUCAUCUUCCUGGUGUGCUUUUCGCCAUACCACAUCUUUCUGCUGGUGCGGACGCUCCUGGAGACUGACUGCUCUUUUGUCGAGAAGAUUUUUGACUAUUACCACUUCUCGCUCUUGCUCACUGCUUUGAAUUGUGUGGCUGACCCAGCACUUUACUGCUUUGUCAGUGAAAGUGUCCAGCACAGCAUCCAACAAGCUGCAGAGGCUUGUUCCCAUGUUCUCUGCUGCCGCUCCAAAUGUGAGGGCGGCUACAACACGGACUCCGGUGAAGCAGCAACACCUAAUGGCAAUGGCACAGGCACCUCUGUGGUCAAACUGCUGCAGCAAACCAAGAUGGAACUGUGACGUUUGUGAUUUAUUUUAAUGAACUUUUCUCUUAAACUGUGGGUUUACCAUUUGCCAAAGCGUUAUUUCUGUGUAUAUUUGUCUUCAUUCUAUCAUUUUUGAUUAGUAGAAGUGCUGUAAAUCAAGCAUAUAGCUAGUCUAGGGUGUAUGCUUGAUUUUGUUGUGUUUUUUUUAAUGCUUUUAUAUCCGUUUAUUGAUGUGUAAUUCUCAGGGAUUUUCACUGAUGGUUUACAUUUGAGUUUUGAGGGAGGAAUUAUACCAAUCAGCCAUGGCAUUAAAACCACUGAUGGGAAAAGUGAAUUACAUUGAUUAUCUUGCUACAGUGGCACCUGUCAAGAGGUAGGAUAUAUUAGACAGCAAGUGAACAGUCAGAUAUUGAAGUUGAUGUUUUAGAAGCAGGCAAAAUGGGUAAGUGUAAGGAUCUGAGGGACUUUGACAAGGACCAAAUCGUGAUCGCCAGAUGACUAGGUCAGAGCAUCUCCAAAACAGCAAGUUUUCUGGAAUGUUCCCAGUAUGCAGUCUUUAAAACUUGCCAAAAGUGGUCCAAGGAAGGACAACCUGUGAACCAGUGAGAGGGUCAUAGGAACACAAAGCUCAAUGAUGCAUGUGGGGAGUGAAUGCUAGCCCGUCUGGUCCGAUCUCACAGAAGAGCUACUGUAGCACAGAUUGCUGAAAAAGUUAAUGCUGGCGAUGAUAGAAAGGUGUCGGAACACACAGUGCAUCACAGCUUGCUGCGUAUGGGGCUGCAGACCAGUCAGAGUGCCCAUGCUGACCCCUGUCCACUGUCGAAAGCAACUACAGUGGACAAGUGAGCAUCAGAACUGGACCAGGCAGCAAUGGAAGAAGAUGGCCUAAUCUGAUGAAUCAUGUUUUCUUGUACACCAUGUGGAUGGCAGGAUGUGUGUGCAUCACUUACCUGGGGAAGAGAUGGCACCUGGAUGCACUAUGAGAAGAAGGCAAGCCGGUGGAUGAAGUGUGAUGGUCUGGGCAAUGUUCUGCUGGGAAGCCUUGGAUCCUGACAUUCAUAUGGAUGUUACUUUGACACGUACCACCUACCUAAACAUUGGUGCAGACCAAGUACACCCCUUCAUGGCAACAGUGUUCCCUAAUGGCAGUGGCCGCUUUCAGCAGGAUAAUGCACUAUACCACAGAGCAAAAAAUGUACAGGAAUGGUUUGAGGAACAUGAAAACAAGUUCACUGUGUUGACUUGGCCUCCAAAUUCCCCAGAUCUCAAUCUGAUCAAGCAUCUGACGGAUGUGCCGGACAAACAAGUCUGAUCCAUUGAGGCCCCACCUCGGAACUUGCAGGACUUAAAGGAUCUGCUGAUAACGUCUCGGUGCCAGAUACCACAGCACACCUUCAGAGGUCUUGUGGAGUCCAUGUCUCGACAGGUCAGAGCUGUUUUGGCAGCACAAGGGGGACUUGCACAAUAUUAAGCAGCUGGUUUUAAUUGCUGAUCAGUGUAGAUUUUAAAGGGCUAGCUUAAAAAGACCAAGCCAAUUGAUUAAGACAAUGUAAGUAACAUGACCUGUUCAUCUCAGUAGAAAGAAAAUGGAAGAGAUGGUUUCUCAUUUAUAAGAAGUUUACAGUCUAGUAUAUACUACCUGUUAAUGCAUGUUUUGAAAUAUAUGCAUUGUACUCUGUGUACACAAGAAAUGUGUGUAUAUUCUCUCUUUGUUUUCAAACAUUUAUACAUGUUCAGAGAUCAGGUAUACUGUGUUUUUAUUUUUAAUUUUUUAAAUAUUUAAUGUCUUUAUUGUGGUGCUGACAUCAUUAAAUAUUAUGAGUGUGUCUCUAUCUACAAUAUCUACACAUUUUGAAAUUUGAAAUAAAUGUCUUGACACUGUCUCAUGUAUGUGCAUUAAAGUAUGUGCCUCCGUCAGUAA
Molecule: messenger RNA, 3475 nt
Organism: Ictalurus punctatus (channel catfish)
Lineage: Eukaryota; Metazoa; Chordata; Actinopteri; Siluriformes; Ictaluridae
Gene: gpr68
Product: ovarian cancer G-protein coupled receptor 1
Exons: 3
Coding region: 548-1588 (346 amino acids)
Biological process (GO): cellular response to pH; G protein-coupled receptor signaling pathway
Cellular component (GO): membrane
Molecular function (GO): G protein-coupled receptor activity
Source: RefSeq, a predicted model, not a curated record